This is a messenger RNA of Gracilinanus agilis (Agile Gracile Mouse Opossum), 1724 nucleotides long. Its product is annotated as cell cycle checkpoint protein RAD17-like. Gene Ontology annotation, molecular function: chromatin binding. The coding region runs from base 1 to 1353 and encodes 450 amino acids. Gene Ontology annotation, biological process: DNA damage checkpoint signaling; mitotic DNA replication checkpoint signaling; DNA repair. The record is from RefSeq and is a predicted model, not a curated record. NCBI's taxonomy places the organism in Eukaryota, Metazoa, Chordata, Mammalia, Didelphimorphia, Didelphidae. The transcript is spliced from 2 exons.
AUGGCUGCAACUUUUUAUAGGGCCCUGAUGAUAUUGAAGAAAGUUCUGGCAUUUACCUUUGGAAGAACAGAAAUAACAUACCCGGUUUUGGAGCAAUUAGUGGAGCACAUGAAGACUCCAAUUGAGAUAAACAAGCAGAACAGGGAAGGAAAGGAUCUAGAUGCAAAGACAAUCAUGCAGUUAGAGAUUAUUGAGAGUGCAGUCACACCAAAAAAGGCUAUAGGGCUUCUUCAAAAUCACAGAACUUUAGAGUUGCUUUGUAAAGGAUGUUCUGGUGAUAUAAGAAGUGCAAUAAACAGUCUCCAGCUUUCUUCUUUUAAAGGUAAUUCUGAGGAGACCAAUUUUUGGUCAAGGAAAAAAGGGAUGUCUUCAUUAAAAUCAGAUGUCUUGUUGUCAAAAGCAAGGCAGAGAAAGAGACCUGAUAGUACUUUGGAAAACCAAGAAGUUCAGGCAAUUGGUGGCAAAGAUGCCUGUCUCUUUCUUUUCAGAGCUUUGGGAAAGAUAUAUUGUAAAAGAACACCUCUAACGGAAUUGGAAUUUCCUCGAUUACCUUCUCAUUUGUCAGAAUAUGAACAGGACCUGUUACUUGUUGAACCCGAGGAGGUUGUAGAAAAGGCACACAUACCUGGAGAGCUGUUUAAUUUAUACCUUCACCAAAACUAUGUAGAUUUCUUCACUGAAAUAGAAGAUCUUGUGAGAGCCAGUGAAUACAUGAGUUGUGCUGACAUCCUCCAUGGUGACUGGAAUUCAAGGACCACUCUUGGGGAGUACAGUGCAUCUGUAGCUACAAGAGGUGUGAUGCAUUCCAACAAAUCCAGAGGUUUUGCUUAUUGUCAAGGAGGAGGAGCAAGUUUUCGACCUCUGCACAAACCUCAGUGGUUUCUGAUAAGUAGAAAGUAUCAUGAAAAUUGCCUGGCAGCAAAGUCACUUUUUUCCAGUUUCUGCUCACCCCCUUUGUGUCUUCAAACGCAGCUUUUGCCAUACCUGGCUAUGCUAACUAAUCCAAUGAGAAAUCAAGCUCAGAUUGCUUUUAUCCAGGAUGCUGGAAGGCUUCCCCUAAGGAGGUUUUUUGGAAGAUUGAAAAUGGAAGCCCUAACUGAUAAGGAUUCUGGAAUGAUAGACUCUAACAGUGAUGAUGAGGCUAAUCGUGAAGGAUCACCACCUACAAAGAUACUUAUGCACAAGGACAAAAUCAAAACUUCAGAGACUGAUGCAGAAACAUCAUUAUUUCUUCCUUCGAGUCAGACUAGUGGAACAGAUCUACCGGCCAGCCAGCCCCAGCCUGCUACAGCUCAAGGAUUCAUGGAGGAAGAAGAGAUCACAAUAGAGGAAUAUGACAGUGAUGAAAUGUAGCUAAAUAACCUACUUGAUGGUCAGGUGCUCUUUGACAAAUUCAUUUUAAUUUUAUUCAGUGGUAAAUGAAGUUACUUGAAUAAAGUUAAUGUGUUUCCAGUGAAAUUAUUGUAUUGUGAAAGUCCACCUGUGUGGUGUAUAGUCUAUACUUGCAAAAUGUAUGUAGUCUGUACACUUGUAUUACUAUACAAGUCCAUUUUAUGGGACUGACUAUACCUUUAAUGGGGAAAGAAUAAAUUCAAUCAGGCUUUAAAUGUUUAGCUUAAAUCUGAACCCUUUUUAAAGGAAUAUUGAUAAAACAAUCAAAAGACAUAGCAAGAAUUUUUAUGGAAAAGUUAUGAAGUUUUUGAAACACAGCAAUUAGUAAAUAG